Schistosoma margrebowiei is the source of this 999-nucleotide messenger RNA. NCBI's taxonomy places the organism in Eukaryota, Metazoa, Platyhelminthes, Trematoda, Strigeidida, Schistosomatidae. The record is from the annotation of a GenBank genome assembly.
AUGAAAGUUCACAUUUUUGUCCUUCUGUGCAUUGUACCAUUAAAAUCGGUGACUGGUAAACGUGACCAGCAAGUGGUCCAAGAACAACAGAAAAGAUCUUUGACCAAUAAACAGUUGCAAAUCAUCUUUGUUUAUGAUGAAGAUUUACAACAGAAUCAAGAAUUUCCGAAAAUAGAGUCGUGCUAUCAUGAAGAGAACGGAAUAUAUAGAAAAGUUCAUUCAGAAGGCAGUGGGAUAGCUCCCAAUCAGUUAUUGAUCAUUUUGGCGGACUCAGGAAAAAUACCGAGUGCUAAAUGUUUAAAUAUUCAUGCUGUACGUGUUGCCACACAUCCAAGUACUGGAAGACCUUAUAUGGGCGUAUUGAAUUAUUGUCUGCCUAAGGAAGAAUCGAUCAAAAUUGCGGAUGACAAGUUGAUCAACUUAAUAAAGCGUGAAUUAGCUCAUGUACUGAAUGAUUUGAUGACACCUUAUCCAUUGGAGUCAAACCGUGUUUCAAGAAUAACUCUGGCUUAUUUCGAGGAUAUAAAAGGACAAGAUAUUGAGCCUUUCUGUGAUAUCCCAAAAGAACCAAAAUGCGCCGGUUAUGAAAACGGGAUUGGUGGUUGCUAUCUAUAUGAACAUGACAAACAAUUAGAUGAAGAGUAUCAGUAUAUGGAUAACUUGUUCCCUUUUACUGCCAAACAAAAAGAGAAAUAUGGAGGCCAUAUGGCUUUUGACUACUGUCCAGUCCUCCUAUUCCAAUGUUCAAAGAAUAUUGGUGUUCAAGUGAUAUUUAAUGAAAAGGCGUUUCAGUGUCCUGUUGACGGUGGACCACUACAUAUGGAACAACAAUUGAGAAAUGGAAAUGCUUCUAUCGAUAUACAAUGUCCAAAGUGCACGUCAUUGUGUAAGGUUAGUCUAAGUGAUUUACAACUGUUUGCCACAUCAAGUGUACUAACAAAAAUGAAUAAAUCAUGCUACUGUAAUAACACAGAUUUAGAUAAAAAAUUUGUUUCAUGA